GACAAUUUGAUUCACUAUCAUUUUUGUCAACAAUAUGAUAAGAAAAUAUCAAUGAAAAUUUUACAGGUCCAUGAAUACGAAACACUAAGAUAGAUCCCGGUUUGAAAUGAACAUAAAGGUUUGAUACAACAUAAGGCUUGAAUUAAAAGAAAUAUGUCGAUAACAUAUAUACCGCGAGUGACACAAUUGGAUUCUAUUCAAUUAGAUAAUGAACUAGAAGAGUUAUUUAAGCAAUUGCUUUUUCAGGCUACAAAGUAUUUUGAGCCUGGAAUAUUGCAACCAAUUCUACCUGAAGUUGAGCUCCUCAUUCGAACAUGGAUAUUCAAAAAUUCAGUAUAUGAUAAAAACUGCACUUUUGGUCAACAGAUGUUGUCCCUUAAAUAUAAAACAGAAAAUAUUUCUAAAAGUAAAUUGUAUUGGUAUUUUUUAUAUUGCAUAGCCUUAAAGUAUUUUAGAGAAAGGGCUAUGUAUAGCUUCACUUCAAAUACAAAGAUACAAAAUUUCCUUUCAAAAAUGGAAACAUUCCAGUUAGUUGGAGAUAUAUUGAAUUUCCUACAGUUUGUAAAUAGUGGCAAGCACCCAACUCUUAUUGACUUCAUACUUGGUCUUCAAUUAACAGCAGAUAAACUAACAAGAGAAGAUUUAACAGAUUUCUCGUGGACUCGUGAACUUUUGUGGCAUAAUCUUAUAGAGUUAAUAGGUACAGUUCUUUCUUUGGUAAACAUGUUUGGGUUAAGGCAAAGAAUGACAAAAGCAUUGAAAUAUAUGUGGUGGAGAAAUCAUACCAAUUCCAAAGGAGGUCCAAUUGCUACAUCCAGCACUGCAACUAUGACUAUACAUACAACAUGUGCAUGUUGUUCAGAAAAACCAAUUCUUCCGCAUGUUAUGGGAUGUUCACAUAUAUUUUGUUACUACUGUUUAAUGGCUAACAAGACUGCCGAUCCAGACUUCGCUUGCCCAAAGUGCUACUACAAUGGGAAGGAGGUUACGAAGUAUACCGUGUAAAAGGAAGAACUGUUUUAUAUAAAAUGGAAGAAGGGUACAUUGUGAUAUUAAA
Vanessa atalanta (red admiral) is the source of this 1057-nucleotide messenger RNA. RefSeq names its product peroxisome biogenesis factor 2 (gene Pex2). The record is from RefSeq and is a predicted model, not a curated record. Gene Ontology annotation, biological process: protein import into peroxisome matrix. Gene Ontology annotation, cellular component: peroxisomal membrane. The transcript is spliced from 5 exons. The coding region runs from base 154 to 1005 and encodes 283 amino acids. Gene Ontology annotation, molecular function: zinc ion binding. NCBI's taxonomy places the organism in Eukaryota, Metazoa, Arthropoda, Insecta, Lepidoptera, Nymphalidae.